Molecule: messenger RNA, 1098 nt
Organism: Sclerotinia borealis F-4128
Lineage: Eukaryota; Fungi; Ascomycota; Leotiomycetes; Helotiales; Sclerotiniaceae
Source: the annotation of a GenBank genome assembly
AUGGCUGUUUCAACAACCGUUUCCUACACGGCGAACCUCAUGAAAUACAUGGCGCUCGACCAGAAGGGAUCUGCUAUGGCAGAGUACAUCUGGAUCGAUGCGAACGGUGGUACUCGCUCCAAGUCAAAGACUCUUACCAGUGUCCCAGAAGGCGGUCAAUUCACUCUUGAUGAUCUCCCAGAAUGGAACUUUGACGGUAGUUCGACCAACCAAGCCCCCGGUGACGACUCCGAUGUUUACCUCCGCCCUAUCGCAAUCUUCCCAGAUCCAUUCCGUGGUGCCCCUAACAUCUUGGUCUUGACCGAGUGUUGGGAUCCCGAUGGAACCCCAAACAAGUUCAACUACCGUCAUGAGUGCGCCAAACUCAUGGAGGCACACAAGUCUCAUGAGCCAUGGUUCGGUUUGGAGCAAGAAUAUACCCUCCUUGAUAUGUCCGACAGACCUUACGGAUGGCCCACCAAUGGUUUCCCCGGUCCUCAAGGUCCAUACUACUGUGGUGUGGGUACUGGCAAAGUUUUCUGCAGAGACAUUGUCGAGGCUCACUACAAGGCUUGUUUGAACUCUGGUGUCAAGAUCUCCGGUACCAAUGCCGAGGUUAUGCCAGCUCAAUGGGAGUUCCAAGUUGGUCCUUGCGAUGUGGGUGAUCACCUCUGGUUGGCUCGUUUCCUCCUCAACCGUGUCGCCGAAGAAUUCGGUGCCAAGAUUUCCUUCCAUCCCAAGCCAAUCCCAGGUGACUGGAAUGGUGCCGGUCUUCACUCCAACUUCUCAAGUGCUGAGAUGCGUGUAGAGGGAGGCAUGAAACACAUUGAGGCUGCCAUUAAGAAGCUCGAGGGUCGUCACAAGGAGCAUAUCGCGGUUUACGGAGAGGAUAACAGCAUGCGUCUUACCGGCAGACAUGAGACUGGUUCUAUUGACAGUUUCACAUACGGUAUCGCCAACCGUGGCGCAUCCAUUCGUAUUCCAAGAGAGUGUGGCCAAAAGGGUUACGGAUACUUUGAAGAUAGAAGACCCGCUUCAAAUGCUGAUCCAUAUCAAAUUACUGGUAUUAUGAUGGAGACGAUGUUCGGUGGACUUGAUGGUACUGAGGCCAAGAAAUAG